Messenger RNA from Exophiala spinifera, 2328 nucleotides. RefSeq lists its product as uncharacterized. The record is from RefSeq and is a predicted model, not a curated record. Bases 1 to 2328 code for a protein of 775 amino acids. Lineage: Eukaryota; Fungi; Ascomycota; Eurotiomycetes; Chaetothyriales; Herpotrichiellaceae. The transcript has a single exon.
AUGGCUACAGGCCUCAGCCACACCGUGCUGCCUACUGCUAUGCUCAUAAAAGGCCGAUCAUGCCUCCAAAGCUUUUCGGUACGGGAGGAUCACCCUCCCUCUCCUUCUGCGGCAAAGAAGAUGAAGGUAACAUCACUGUACGGCAAAAUAGGAGGCUUCAGACUGAACUACGGACGGGGCUCGCAAAAAGGAAGACCAUUGGAAAGAAAAUCUCGGGAAACAAAGCGUACUCCACCGAAUGUCUGUAUCGUCACUGUGUUUGCUGCUUUGCACACGUUCUGGCAAAAGUUUACCGCCGUCCUCAGCGGCAACCCUCUUCCUGGUGACGAACCAUUCCAAGCAUCUCAGAGGCCAUCAGUCUGGGUCCUUCUGGUACACUUGAUACCACUUGCAGCUGUCUUUGUCAUCACUUCGCUCAACCUGUACGGAUACUGGAUAGGCAAAGAGCUCUCUGGAGGCAACAACCAGAAUACGCCGAAAGAACUAGCUCUCCAGUUGACAGCGAAAGCCCACGAGCUGCUCAUAAUGGCCUCCCUCAGCGAAAUCCUGCUCACUCACUUACUCAAGAGUCUGGCUUGCGGGUUUGGUUUGCCUUUCGGAUCUCUUACAGCAGGCAGUAAGUUCAAGGAUUUGUCCUACCUCUGGUCUCGGGACUUCCGCGCAAUGUGGGCGGCUAGCUAUCCUCGAAAAUCGCUUCUGCUGCCUCUGCUCCUGUUAUGCCUUAUUCUGAGCAUCGUCGCCGGACCUUCUUCUGCCACCGCAUUGAUUCCGAAACUUACUGAGUGGCCAUCUGGGCAUGCACUCAUGACACUCAACACCACUGACGCUAUCCUGUGGCCUUCUCGACUUCAAGAGAGUGCUACACAGCCUGACCGUUGCGAUCACUCUACAUUAGGCUGCUUCAACUCCUUGACAUGGGAUUCAAUCGGGCCUACACUGUUCUCGUACUGGGGCCACGAUACAUUGGGUGGGAUGUCGGCGAUGCCUCACCAGGUCAACAUCCCAGGUGUUUCAUCUCUGCGAUCAAUGGAUGUCCGACUUCGAUACCCAGGAAGCUCCUCGCCGCAAUACACCCUCGCUACGGUCCAACAUGCUGCCAUUGGAGAUAUGGUCAACACUUUCCGCUUCUUGACAUUCCCUUCCAGGUCGAGAAAGUGUCGCAAGAGAUGGGCGGAGGCCAUGUGCUCUUAUCAAGACGCCAAGUGGUACCUGAAGACGAUGCAGCCACUGGUUUUCUCAGCGUGUAUGCAGACUCAGCUAAACACCACAAAGGUUGCGUUUCCUUCGUUGCAAGCUCAGACUCUUGUUCUUACGACGCGGUACCUUGCUUUGAACGCUACAUUCGGGAACGACGAUGAAAAUGAUGAUAACCAUCCUCAAUUCCGCUGGGUUCCAUCUUCUACGAGUACAAAUCAACUGCUGCCAGACAAGUCCCUGGACGUGGCGGUCAAAUUGCCCGAAACGAUGAGUGGGACAUCGUCUGAAAGUCGCGUAUUUGCCUGUACAAUCCAAGCGCAAUGGGCCAAGUCUACCACGUUUACGAGCUUCAGUAACACGGACAACCUUGUCAGUAGUGUGGUGUUCGGAUUGGGAUCGUUAAUGUUCAAUUCCAAAUACUCUAACGGCCACCCUGUCUCGAUCACCCCGGAUUGGGCUCAGCGGACUGUUGACAGCCGACUGGAUUCUCAGCCGAAUGUGACGGCGUUUGAGAGAUUCAUGCAACUUGGGCAGCCCCACGAGAAUCCAGAAGCCAAGCUUGAGCUGGUCUUGUCGGUUCUCUUUGCCGAGAUGAUGGCCCACACGAGCCCCGGCACUGCUCCGCUGUCCAUCUCAAGUAAUGACCUUGAUCUCAAGAUGCGAGGGGACCUGACUGUACAGUCGGAUAGAGAGGCGCGGACAUCAGCAGAAGUAGAAACGGUGACAAUGCUCCCAGACGCAAAGGAUUAUGUGACGAAAUUUACAUUGUCGACUUCCAUGACGGGCUACGGAUACGGACUAGUCACUGUGUCCGGAGUUUCUUGGUCUACGGUGAUUUCGAUGGUUGUGUUGUACGUAUAUUCGGCCGUCGUCCUGAUCCAUCUUGUUUCUUUGUACGUUUCGCGGGAUAUCUAUAUCAAGUCGUGGAGGGAGGAUAGAGAGAUGCUCUUGACUUGUUUAUGGUCUAGAUCUACACCUGAGGUGCGGGCGGAAGGACAAGAACACGGAAUGACGCAAAAGAACCAUGACGGUGAGCCCAAUAUCUUGAAAGAAAUGGUGAUUUUGACAAGUAGGAGAAGGCAGCCCGAGUUGUCGUUCAGGACCAAUGAUUAUCUUAGGGUUAACUACUGA